GCAGAAUUAUGAUUGUUUUUAUUACAUAAAAUGCACACAUAAUAAUGUGAUUAAUAAAAGUAUGUAAAAAAAGACAAUAAGACUGGUAAAAAAUAAAAUAGAUAAAUGAAUUUAUUUUGUAAAGAAUUGAGUUGUUAUACAAUUUUAUCAAUUCAGUUCAAUUGAAGAAUUUCUUAUAAUUUCUAAAUGAGAUUUUUGGAUUUUUAUUAUAUCUAUGGAGUAAACUAUACUUUAGAUAUAUAAUAUUAUGAUUAAAGAAAGAAUAUAUAAUAUUAUCUAUCAGAAAGAAUAAAUUCAUAAUAUGUCAAUUGAUAAUUUAAAGAAAUUUUUACAAAGUUAUGAUUUUGAAAAUUCCGGUGAUUUAAACAAAAUAGAAUGGAUAAAAUUAUGUUCUAAUUCAACAAUUAAUAUAUCUAGUGAAUUAUCAUUAACAUUAUUCAAUGAACUUGAUACAGAUAAUGAUGGAUUAAUUAAAAUAUCAGAUAUAUUACAAGAAUUAGAAAUAUGGAAAGCAUCAAAUCAAUCAAAUUGUAAUUUGAAUCAUUUUGAUAAAAUUGAUAAUAAUCAAUAUGGGAAUGAAUAUAAAAGUGAGGAAUUAAUAUUAGAACAAGGUAAUGGUGUUUUUGGUAAACAUCAAACAGAUCAAUUAUCAAGAAUAAUAUCCAGAUCCAAUAUAAAAACAAAUCCAGUUAUCUUAGAAAGACGUAAAAAACGAUAUCCAAUAAUUCCAUCGGAAAUAAUCAUACCAAAUGAAGGAAGCGAUCAAUGGAUGCCUAAAAAGGAAAUUAAUCCAGAUGGAUCAGAAGUUUUUACAACUACACCUAUAGUCAAAACUCCAAGAUACAGUAGUGUUUGUGAAUUAGAGAGUGUAAUAUCACAAAAUUAUCCAGAAUUAUUAAGUCCAUUUAAAAUCGUUCUAAAUGAUUUUCGAAAUGAACUUUUACGAACUAAAAAAGAAAAAAUCGAUUUGGAAGAAACAUACAUAAAAGAGAAGGAAAAACGUAAAAGUGAUUUAUCUAGAUUAGAAGGUGAACUUGAAUUACAGAUUAAAUCAAUAGAGGAACGUGCCAAAUCGGAAGUACAUGAAAAGUUACAAAGUGAGUAUAGAACACUGGUCUCUAACAAGGAACAAGAAAUCACAGAAAUACGGGAACAAGUUGAAAGUUUACAACGUAAAAUUAAAAAUCAUUCCUCUAAUUGUUGUGAUUCAAUGAAUAGUCCUAUUAUAUUGAAAAAAUUCACUGAUUCAUUUGAUAAAUCAAAUUCUUCUUUAAUUUCUUCUUUACAUUAUGAACAUCUUAAUCAAAAUGAAACGAUAGAACAAAAUUCCUAUAAAAUUGAAUUACAAAAUGUUUUAUCAAUUCUAGCUCAAAGAGAAUUUGAAUUGAAAACAUUAAAAGAUCAAUUAAUUCAACAAGAAACACAAUUAACAAUGGAUAAACAUGAAUUAAUUAGUCAAGAAGAAGAGAAACAAAAUCUAUAUUCUCAAUUAAAUGUUAUGCGAACUACAAUGGAACGUUUAAAUAAAACAAACGACUACUUAUGUUCAGCGUUGCAUCGUGAAUCAAUUCACAGGCCAAGUAGAACGUCACCAUCGAGUGCUUUCUCAGAAUUUAUGGAACAAAGUGAUAACAACGAAACCAAUCUACAGCCAUGUAGAUUUUCAACAGGAAUCAAUUUCCCAUUAGAACCGUACGAAUUUGAUAGUUUGGAAAAUAUUCUACCACUUCAACGCCAACAAAAUCAUCAUCUUGAUUCCACAUGUCGACGCUCUGAUUACUCUAGUGAGAACAUUAGCAGUGUCAGUGGUUCCAAUUAUGAUAAGAAUGAAUUUAUAGCUCUCGAAAAUAAUACUGAAGAACAACACCCUACAGAAACUUUAACACCAACACGUAUAUUUAAAGUGAUUUUAGUCGGGGAUUCAGGUGUUGGCAAAUCUAGUUUCUCAUAUCGAUUUUGUGAUGGAAUAUUUUAUCCACAACUUAGAGCUACUUUAGGAGUUGAUUUUCGAACAAAAAAUAUUAAAAUGAAUAAUUCAGUGUACACUAUUCAAUUAUGGGAUACUGCUGGACAAGAGACGUAUCGUUGCAUUGUCCGUUCAUAUUUCCGGAAAAUUGACGGUGUAAUUUUAAUGUAUGCAGUUGAUCAACCUGAUACAUUUGAAAAUAUCAAAUAUUGGAUGGAAAUGAUAAAAGAAUCAACAAGUGAAGAAAAUGUUCCAAUUCUUCUAGUUGGUAAUAAAGUUGAUUUACGCAAUACCAGUGGUAACAAUACUAAAGAAAAUUAUAAUAAUAAUGAUAAUAUGAAAAAAGAUGAAUCGCACAAGUACAUCACAUAUGAAAUGGGUGCCAAUGUAGCUAAAUUACAUCAUGUUUCAUUCAUUGAAACAAGUGUAUUAAGCAAGCAUAAUAUCACAGAAGCUGUUGAACUACUUACGGAAGGGAUGAAGUUGAAUGAAGAUGAACAAGUUGCAGUUGUCACAUUAACUACAUCAUCGUCAGCAUCAUUGAAAAGAAAUAUUGGCAAAAUGUCUAAUACAAACAGAAAAAUGUGUUGUACAUAAUCUAUAAGCGUUUACAUACACAAAUAUUCACAUAUUGUAAUAUUUAUUCAGUUGUAUAUUUCAAUGAAUAACAAAAAACAAACCCCACAGAAUUUCAUUGACAUUGAUGAGAAAGAAAAAAUGGGGUUGGUGUUGAUGAUUAUGACAAUUAAUAAUAAUAAUAAAAACUAGAAUUACCUAAGAGUAACCAGAAUUUAUUAGAUACAAAGUUAUUUGUCUAUUUCUCACAUGAUUGGCUGAACUAUGUAAUUAAAUUAACAAAUUAAUCUCUCAUUCUCCUUAUAUCUAUCAAGUAUACGCCCUUAUACAAAUAAAUGAAACAACAAGGAUACUCAUUAAAACUAAUGUACCUGAUGUGAAUCAUUUUCUUUAAAUAUUUUAUGCUUAUUUCAUUCAUCAUUGUGUUCUCUGUCCAGUCAUCAAUAAACAAUAUGGUAUUAUAUUGGUCUCAUGUUUUGAUUAUCUACUAUUUCCUAUUUGGAAACUGUAUUUCUUUAACACACACACACACACGUACACAAAAUGUGUCAUCAUAGAUUGAGUUUAUAAAAGACAAUGCAUAGGCAGUAAUAAUAUCAAUAUUCACAUAAUUGAUUUUUUAUCUUAAAUGAGAACAAUCAAUUGAAUUUCAUUGUUUCUUCCUAUUUUUAUUUUGUUAUGAUUAUGACAAACUAUAUUGAUUUUUUUAAUGUUUCCGUGACCCGAAAACAUUAAAUCUAGAAUUUAUCUUCAUUUUUUCAUUUAAACGACACAUCUAUUAUUUUAAUUAUUGUUAUUACUAUUAUGGUUAUUGUUGGAAUUACAAGUCUAACGUAAAUGAGACAAAUUCACGACAGUUGCUUACUUACUCUGAUGUAUUCAUGAAUUCAUGGGAGAAGUAGAAAAUGUUUGCUCUCAAUAUUUCAUAUUACAUGCACUUUCUGAGUUUAAGUUGUAAGCAAUUAAUCUAAUAUUACAAUAUAGUGACAACUAAAUAUU
Molecule: messenger RNA, 3541 nt
Organism: Schistosoma margrebowiei
Lineage: Eukaryota; Metazoa; Platyhelminthes; Trematoda; Strigeidida; Schistosomatidae
Source: the annotation of a GenBank genome assembly